Messenger RNA from Penicillium mononematosum, 1305 nucleotides. RefSeq lists its product as uncharacterized. The transcript has a single exon. Lineage: Eukaryota; Fungi; Ascomycota; Eurotiomycetes; Eurotiales; Aspergillaceae. The record is from RefSeq and is a predicted model, not a curated record. Bases 1 to 1305 code for a protein of 434 amino acids.
AUGGUCAUGUUUCUCGACCUCCCAGAGGAGACUCUUUGCCUCAUUGCGGAAGAUCUGCAUCACCAAGGUGAUCGAUAUUCCCUGGUUCUGUCCUGUCGUCGACUGUACACAGUUCUGCUACCAACUCUCUACUCUCAGGUUAUUCUUGGUGACGUUAGCAAUCAUACAAUUGGACAAGUCAGUCGAUUCUUCAAUGCAAUCGCGCGACGGCCGCAGUUGGCGAACGCGGUGCGAUCUUUACGCUUGGAGAGUUGGGACACUGAAGAUGACGCUGGGGAUAUCGACUGUGAAUUUGAAUAUGAUGCGGAACUUAUUGGCGGACUUGUUGCUGGUACUUGUUGGUCCACGCAACCGUACGGUCAACUGUGGCGCGGAAACACUGAUGCUUGGCUGGCUUUGCUCAUCCCCCAGCUAAAAGGCUUAAGACGAAUCAGCAUAUGCUACCCGUAUGGGUCAGAAUAUGUUCAACGAAUGUUCGUGAAGGCUGCCAAAGAGGAUGUCACGGCUUUUCCUCGCCUCGUCGAGGCAUUCGCCGAAUGGUACGACACGGAAGAUUCAAUCCCUGCGAGCUGCAUGGAACCGUUCUUCAAAUUCCCGGCGGUGCGCAGGAUUGGAGGAUCCUCUAUCGUUGACUCCGGCCGUGAAGAAGGACAACCCCGCAUUACACCCUUCUCGGGAGUCACAGAUAUUGAUCUCGAGAUGACAAACACGGAGUGUGGAUUCGGUGUCUGGAUUGAAUCUUGCAAGGCUCUCAAGACUUUCCGGUUAAAUAUUGGCGGAGAAAUGAUCUCAGAUGGGCCCGAUCUUCUAACGGAUCCCCUUCGGGAAUCUAUAUCCCUCCACAAAGCAUCACUAGAGGCCUUUUGGCUCUGUGGUGAAUCAUAUCAGGAAGAUGAAAUCGGAUGGAUGGGAUCGUUUGCCGAUUUUAAUGUGAUGAAAUAUCUACAUAUUUCUAUAUCAAUGCUUGCCAGGCUUGACGACAACCUGGAGCCGACGAGAGAUCUCGUGACACUUUUGCCGCCGUCCCUUGAGACUUUGUAUCUGUGUCACUGCCACAACGAGCUGCUUGAAUGGUCGGUCGAUCAAAUCGAACAAUUGAUAGAGUCAAAAGCCCUGCCACGCCUCACUUCAUUGGGGCUUGAGGGUUACGGACCUUCAGAGGUCCAUGAGAGUUCCUUGGAGACUAUGCGCAAGCUGGAGGAGUUGGACAAAAAAUGUGCGGAAGCUGGCGUAUUCUUUGCUGCUUCUAUUGGAAGUCACAGAGUGGUCCCGAACCAUUUUGUAUCACUUUGGCCUUGUUCCUAA